Messenger RNA from Misgurnus anguillicaudatus (oriental weatherfish), 3577 nucleotides. It is a transcript of the gene cdk15, whose product is annotated as cyclin-dependent kinase 15. Gene Ontology annotation, cellular component: nucleus; cytosol; cytoplasm. NCBI's taxonomy places the organism in Eukaryota, Metazoa, Chordata, Actinopteri, Cypriniformes, Cobitidae. The record is from RefSeq and is a predicted model, not a curated record. Gene Ontology annotation, molecular function: cyclin binding; cyclin-dependent protein serine/threonine kinase activity; ATP binding. Gene Ontology annotation, biological process: protein phosphorylation.
AGCUGUUUGUGCAUGUAUAAGAUCUGCAUAGUUACAAAGUUCGUUUACAAUUCUGAAGAGAUCGCUGAUACAAAGACCUAACGUUACCUAAAAUGCCCAAUCAUUUCCAACAUUGCUAGGAAAUUCUCGCUCUUGUGAUUUACAGACUGUAACCCAAUUGGGUGGUGUUUUGCAGAAGAAUUCUGAUUGGCCUGUGACCACACCAGUGCUAGCUGCAAGAAAGAGAGAGAAAAGGAGAGCUCUCAGAGUAAUCAUACAGAAGACCAUACAGAGACAGCAACUUGUGCCUGUGUGCGUGCCGUCUGCCAAAUGCUGGAAAAAGGGGCAGUGAUUGGAUCCAGAAGUAUUUCCAAAAUGCCUGGGUCACAUUGAGAGACUCCUGUCGUGUCAACACUAGUUCCAUCAAGGUCCAUUAGAACCAGGCAGCAUGCAGAACCUCCGACAUGCUGCCUCUGAGGCUUUCCAGCGUCUCGGGUUAAAGCAAAGACAUCUGGGCUAUGAGGAGCUGGGUGAACUGGACGGGGUGGAGAAACCACAGGCGCACUGGUUUCACACGCUACAGGUGCGCCGGCUCAGGGUUCAGAGAGGCCGCAGUAACAGCGAUCCUUUAGGAGGAAAGAGCUUUCAACAGGAGUUUCAGUGGAAAACAGGCCUGGAGUUUGGAAAUGCAACAUCUUACCUUAACCUUGAGAAACUUGGAGAGGGCACAUAUGCCACAGUAUACAAAGGAAUUAGCAGGAUAAAUGGUCACUUGGUGGCUCUGAAGGUGAUUCACAUGAAAACUGAAGAAGGGAUUCCUUUCACAGCCAUUAGAGAAGCCUCCUUGUUAAAAGGUCUGAAGCAUGCUAACAUCGUCCUGCUCCAUGACAUCAUCCACACGAGAGAAUCUCUCACCUUUGUUUUCGAAUAUGUGCAAACAGAUUUGGGCCAGUACAUGACUCAGCAUCCUGGUGGACUGCAUUCAUGCAACGUCAGGCUCUUCAUGUUUCAGUUGUUGCGGGGAUUGUCUUACAUUCACAACAGGAGAAUUUUGCAUCGAGACCUCAAACCUCAGAAUCUGCUCAUCAGCUAUCUGGGAGAACUCAAGCUAGCCGAUUUUGGUCUGGCUCGAUCGAAGUCAAUACCGUGCCAAACGUACUCUGCAGAGGUGGUGACUUUGUGGUAUCGCCCGCCUGAUGUUCUGAUGGGCUCCACUGACUACUCCACUGCCCUGGACAUCUGGGGGGCUGGCUGCAUUUUCAUAGAGAUGCUGCAGGGGUCACCAGCGUUUCCUGGAGUAGCAGAUGUUUUCGAGCAGCUGUUGAAGAUCUGGGCAGUUCUCGGGGUCCCGACCGAGGAGUGCUGGCCAGGUGUCAGUGAUCUGCCAUUCUACAAACCAGAAUGGUCACUACCCUGCAAGCCCCACCAAUUUCGAGAUGUCUGGAAAAGAUUGGCUCAGUUACCUUAUAAGACGGAGGAUCUGGCCCAGCAGAUGCUGACGAUGAAUCCAAAGGACAGGAUUUCGGCCCAUGAUGCAUUGCUGCACCCUUAUUUCAACACUCUUCCACCUCCGUUAAUGCAUCUGAGAGACACUGUGUCCAUCUUUAAAGUGCCCGGCGUGAGAUUAGAGACGGAAGCGAGGGAUAUCUUCAGCCCAAGCAGACGAAAUAAAUCGCCCCUCGCUCCUUUGGCCAAGUGCUGGUGAAACACUGCCCCACCAAUAUUGUAUAUAAAAUAGUUGAUGUAUUUGUGACACUGUAUUGAAGCAUGACAGUCUGUAUUUUGUUUAUUUUGGAGGUGGGAGGACCAUAAAAUCUGUUGGUGAUUGACAAGAUAUAAAACCAAAAUUUUAGUUUUUUUCUGGAUGGUCUGUUUGCUUUAAAGGGAUAGUUCACAGAAAAAAAAUCUCCUGUAUAAAUUUCUUUGUUCUGCUGAAUACAAAUGAAGAUAUUUUAAAAAUUGUUUGUAAUCAAGCAGAUCUGGGGAACCAUUGAUUCAUUGUAGGAACAGGCUUGUGCAGAAUUCAGAAUUGAAUUGAGAAUGACUCCUAAAUUCCAAUUCAAUUCUUGAAUUUGAAUUGAAUUUGAAUUCUUAUACAUAUUAUACAGUAAGUGAAGUGUUAAAAAUGAAGCUUUCAGUAUAUGUCAUAUAUGUUUGCCUUACAUAUUCUAUAAAUAUAUUCGUUUGUACAGAUUAUAUUAACAGGAAAUGUUUUCCCCUAGCAAUUAAUUUUAAAAACUCUAGUCACAUAACAAAUAAUUAAGUUUGAUUUUUUUGCAAUUGUAAUUUUAUGGAACACGAUGUAACAUGACUUCAUUUCUCAGAAUGCUUUAAUUUUACCAAGUAUUUAAAAUGGUUGGCAAACAAUUUUCCAAAGUAACUUUCCUAACACUGAAUGUAUGUGAGAUUCUUUCUGUUGUGUGACUGUGGAAUUUCUUUGAAUUGCCAUGAAUUUAAUUCCACUUCCUGUCAUUCCAAUUCCAAUUCAAAUUCAACUUCCUGUAGGGCGGAGUCAAUUCAAUUCAAAUUCCAAUUCAUGAAUUGAAUGGAGGCCAAUUCUGAAAUUCUGAAUUGUGCACAAGCCUGUGUAGGAAAGAAUAAUACUAUGGAAGUGAAUGGUGCCCCAGAUUAAAAUUGUUCAGAAUAUCUUUCUUUGUGUUCAACAGGGAAAAAAACAAAUUUGAUUGAUUGACAGAAUUUUCAGUGAACUAUCCCUUUAAAGGCCAUCCAUGUACUUUUGUACACUUUUAGCAGAUAUACACAUUUUAAUUUAUUUUAACACAGAUAAUCUUGCACUCACUCAAUUUAUCCUUUCUAGGGUAAGACUGUCAAAUUGUAUUUAUUUUUUGUAAAAAAAAAAUGAUAUCAUAUCAACAUAUAUUUUAUUUUUAAGUUUUUUUAACGUAAACAAUUUCAACUUGUUUUUCUAAGUUAUGUCAACUUAUCACAAGUCAAAACUUUAAAAAGUAUGUUGAAUUGAAUUGUUUAAACUUUUUUUUUUUUUACAGUGAAUGAUGUUCAAGCCCUUUUAAUCUGUCUUUAGCAAAGAUGUGACAGUUUACAGCACAAUUUACUUGUAAAUAAUUUGAAAGCAUAAAUAAGAGGCAUAUAUUAAAUUUGAUAUGUAAUUGAAUUGUUGUAAAUGCAGAUAUGGUAUGUGAGAUAUGACUUGCUAUAUAAAAAAUGUGUCACUUUACCGCUCCAUAUGUGUAACAUCUGUUUAUACAUAAAAACACCUGGUGAAUAUCUUUAUCACCUCUAGUCACCUUUGUGUUUUAUGUGUCAAAACUUGUUCAAAACGCAAAACUGUCUUUUUACCUGCAGUAACGUAUCGGCUUUGUACCAAAAAGCUACAGUGUAGUUAUUACAGUCUUUGCAAUACUCUGACAUGUGCUGAUAUCCAGAUAAUGUGUAAGGAUGUACAGCAAUGUCAGUCAAUAAUGUGUAAACAUGUUUUUUUAAGUCAAUAGUAGAGGAUUUGUUUUAAGCAAAAGAAAUGUGAACUCAUAGCGAUUGCAAGUGAUUGCUGAUGUCAUACACAUCCACACACUUUAACGUCAUACUGACAAUUGUGUCUUUAUAAAAUUGUUCAAAAUCU